CCCUCUCCACCUCUCCAGGUAUUAUUUGUGAUGGUAGACGUGGACGAGCCGAGGAAUGGAAGAAUGUUGGAGUAUUUCCGUGUCCGGGAGAGUGAGGCUCCGAUGGUGCGAUUGGUUAAUCUGACGAGUCACGUGACCUAUCACCUGCCGUCCGACACACUGGACACGCCCACCAUUAUAGCGUUCUGUAAGACCUACCUGGAUGGCACCGCACAGCCUAAGAUGCAGAGUGAGGCUCUGCCUGCUGACUGGGACCAGAAGCCAGUUAUACAGCUGGUAGGAGAGAACCUGGAGAGACUGGCCUUCAACCCUGACAAGACAGCCUUCAUAAUGUUCUACCUGCCCUACAGUGAAGAGAGUCGUUCUCUGUUCCCACUGUGGGAGGAGUUAGCCCUUCACUUCCUGGACAGAGAGGAAGUUGUCAUCGCUCGCAUCGACGCCUCGGCCAAUGACUUCAACCUGUCGAUGAGAGAACGCUACCCCGCCCUCCGCCUGUUCCCCGCGCUGCACGCAGAGAGGGUGGUAGCCUACUCUGGUCAGAGUGAAACCUGA
Molecule: messenger RNA, 552 nt
Organism: Oncorhynchus nerka (sockeye salmon)
Lineage: Eukaryota; Metazoa; Chordata; Actinopteri; Salmoniformes; Salmonidae
Product: protein disulfide-isomerase-like protein of the testis
Exons: 4
Coding region: 31-552 (173 amino acids)
Biological process (GO): protein folding; response to endoplasmic reticulum stress
Cellular component (GO): endoplasmic reticulum
Source: RefSeq, a predicted model, not a curated record